CUCUCUCUCUCUCCUUGCUCUUGAAUCAAAUCAACUUCAGUCCCUCCCAUCAACUCUAGAAAAACACACACAACAACAUAUUCUCGUCACAAUGGCUCCCCCCAAAGUAGCUAUCGUCUUUUAUUCCAUGUACGGCCACAUUCAGAAGUUGGCUGAGGCUGAGAAGGAAGGUCUCAAGAAGGCCGGCAUCGAGGCCGAUCUCUACCAAAUCCCCGAGACCCUAUCUGAUGAAGUUCUCGGAAAGAUGCACGCCCCUGCCAAAUCCAACAUCCCAAUCGCUGAUGCGGCAACCCUCGAGAAAUACGAUGCUUUCCUCUUCGGUAUCCCAACUCGUUAUGGGAACUUCCCUGCUCAGUGGAAGGCCUUCUGGGACACCACCGGAAAACAAUGGGCUUCUGGAGCUUACUGGGGCAAAUACGCCGGCGUCUUUGUUUCCACUGGCACCCCAGGCGGUGGCCAAGAGACCACGGUCAUCAACGCUUUGUCGACCUUGGCCCACCACGGCUUCAUCUACGUCCCAUUGGGCUACAAGACCGCAUUCCCUAUCCUUGCCAACCUCUCAGAAGUCCGAGGUGGCUCUCCAUGGGGUGCUGGUACCUACGCCGGUGGAGAUGGAUCCCGCCAACCAACUCCUCUGGAAAUCGAGCUUGCAACCGUCCACGGCGAGGCUUUUGCCACGGCUAUCAAGAAGGUCAACUUCUAAGCUGAUGGAUCCGUGGGCCGGAUUCGUUCGCUGAGAACAAAGCUAGGCGCAGCAAAGAUCGACAUAGCGGCGAGAGAUGAUAUUGGCGGAACAGGAAUGAGCAGCAAGGCGCUA
Molecule: messenger RNA, 817 nt
Organism: Amorphotheca resinae ATCC 22711
Lineage: Eukaryota; Fungi; Ascomycota; Leotiomycetes; Helotiales; Amorphothecaceae
Exons: 5
Coding region: 92-703 (203 amino acids)
Molecular function (GO): FMN binding; NAD(P)H dehydrogenase (quinone) activity
Source: RefSeq, a predicted model, not a curated record